Salvia splendens (bonfire salvia) is the source of this 1987-nucleotide messenger RNA. RefSeq lists its product as uncharacterized. Lineage: Eukaryota; Viridiplantae; Streptophyta; Magnoliopsida; Lamiales; Lamiaceae. Bases 407 to 1705 code for a protein of 432 amino acids. Gene Ontology annotation, molecular function: ubiquitin protein ligase activity. Gene Ontology annotation, cellular component: endoplasmic reticulum. The transcript has 3 exons. The record is from RefSeq and is a predicted model, not a curated record. Gene Ontology annotation, biological process: ubiquitin-dependent protein catabolic process.
AUUCCGAAAGUGCGCCAAGUGUGAAUCGUAGCAUAUGCUAAUGCUAUUGCUACUCUCUCUCUCUCUCUCUCUCUAGAAUUAUCCAACCCAGCCUGUCUUCCUCGCUUUCUCUCCUAGAUACGCACAACCCAUGAUGAUGAAUUAGGAGUUUCGUCCUUCAAAUCGCCAAAAUCUCAUGGAGAUUCACUAUCUCACACCAAAAAUUCUUCCUCCCGGUGCAGAUGUUUGUUUAAAGCGCCUUUGUACUUUUCUUUUCCGGUUUCGGGGUAUCUAGACCCCUAAUUUUGCUCAUUCAAGGUCAAUUUCUGUUACAAGUUCUGUUUUUUAGGGUUAUAUGUGGGUGAACUGAGGUUGUCUUUCAGGAAUUUGAGAUUUGGUAGUUUUGUGUGUGUAUGUGUGUGUACUGAUGGAUGAGAAUUAUUUGAUGGAUGUGGAUUUUUCGGAUCUUGAUUUGAACCAAGAGCCUUCGAACCCACCUCUGCAUAGGGUUGAGAGGUAUGGGUCGAUGUUGAAUGAAUUAGGAACUGCUCAUGAUAGGAUAGAGGAGAGAAUCCGGCAGCUAGAGGUUGUUACUGCUCGCACGAGGCAGCGCCAGCGCUGGCGACAGGCUAGAAAUUCUAUGGAACUUAAUUAUUUUCCUAUUGAGAGGACGGUAGAUGCAGGUCAGAGAGGGAUCUCAAAUGAAAAUAGUGGGACUGGGACGAGUGCGUUCAAGAGUAGUUCUGAGAGGGGGAAGGGUUGUAAAAGGGAUAGUUCGCAUUUGGUGGCGAAGGCGUUGGAGAUGGGGUCUGAGGUUAAGAAGGCGGAUAAGGAGGGUGGAAGCUUCUACGAUUGUAAUAUAUGCUUGGAGUUUGCGAGGGAGCCUGUCUUGACUACUUGCGGUCACUUGUUUUGUUGGGCGUGCUUUUAUCAGGUGUCGGAUGUUGAUUCUACUUCGAAGGAGUGUCCGGUUUGUAAGGGAGAGGUCUCAGAGGGUACUGUGAUUCCCAUUUAUGGUAAUGGGGAGAGUGAGCGUGUGUGUGAGACAGAAUCGGGCUUGAAGAUACCUCCAAGGCCGAAGGCUCAUAGAGUUGAAAGCAUCAGACAAAAGCGAAUGACUCAAGGGCUAUCCCAUGUUCCUGUUGCAGAAGCACUUAGGCGAAUCAGGAUUAGUAUUGGUGCAGUGGGCAAUCAGACACAACAAGAAGCUGGAUAUGGUAUCCUCAAUAUUGAAUCGGAUACUCAGGCUGGACAAAAUGCUGAGUCAGCAGGGGGCCAUCGCUCGAGGAUCCAUCAGGUUUCAAGAGUAUUAUCCGAGAGUGCUGCUUCUCUUUCUUCCCUCUCAUCUGCUCUGAGUAAUGCAGAAAGACUGGUAGAAGACCUGGAAGCAGUUAUUAACAACAGGCUAUUGCGAAACGAAGCACGGUCUUUGUCGGUUGAUGUUGGGAAUCUUUUUACUAGGCCAUCGACUACCAUACAACCUGAUCAUCAGCCUCUAGUUUCAACUGUGAAUACCAGUGUUGUCUUGCCCAUAUCAUCUUCUUCCCAAUCAACUGAUGCUGCUAGUUCUGUUGCUCACAAUGUUCUUAGGCCAAUGGGUUCUAGUGAUGUGAGUCUGCCUUCGGCUCCUUCGUCAUCCUCUUUCCGAAGGAGAAGCUUAACGUCGAGGACUUUAGAUUCAGAUAGCCAUGACCCCCGUGAGUUGAGAAGAAGAAGAUUGAAUUAGCUGCAUCAUGAAUAACAUGGGUUGGUAAGGGGAGAUUCGAGAAAUGGUGCUACUCAAGGAUUCUGGAUAUCAGGUAAAUUCUACUAGGUUGAAGUUGGGAACACCUUAUUUGAUUUCGGACAUGGACGAUGAUAGAGUAGUAAAUUGUAAUGUAAUGGAGGCCAUUGUUGGUCAUGUUAAGAAACUGGGAAAAUUUCUUCAAAUCAUUGAUUGCAAUCAGAUGGAGUGUAUUAGACCAUAUCCUACUUCUUCCUGUUAUUUAAUUUCUUUUCUUAUUUUUCA